UGGUGACGUUUAAAUUUGACCUUGAUGGAGAUGCUCCAGAGGAGAUUGCCACAUAUAUGGUUGAGAAUGAGUUUAUUCUGUUGCUGGAGAGGGAGAUGUUCAUCGAGCAGCUGAAGGAGAUCAUGGAUAAAGCCGAGGACAUUCUGAAUGAGGAUGCUGAGGGUGAGAAGGCCUCUGUCCAGACCUCACCGCUCUGUCAGACGCCUGUCACAGCAGACUCCGGCCCGCAGGGGUCAAAACCGGAGCGCACGCAGUCUGACCAGCUCGUCUAUAAACAAAACGUGCUUCACACUGGAAAACGCUGGUUCAUCAUCUGUCCUGUGGCGGAGAGGGCCGCGCCUAAUGGAGAAGAGGCCGCCGCGAACCCAGAGAGCUCCUCUACAUUUCAAACGCAGGAUGUGAGCACAGCCAGAGCCAAACCUCUGCAGAAACGGCCAUCGGUGCCACAGGCGUCCCUCUCUGAGGUUGCUCCGUCGGCCGUGGGCCCUCAGGCUGCCUGCGCAGCUGUGGUUCCUGACAUCCCAUGCUGCCCCAUUGUGCCUCCCGUUUCACUGGACGUCUCUGCUCAGAAAGCGGCGGAGGUCCCUCAGCAGCCGGUCGCUUGCAGCAGCAGCCACGGCGUGGAGCCGCCCGUCAGCCAGACCCAGACCCCGCCCGUGGUGCUGCUUCAGCCCUUUUCCACGCCCGCUCCACAGGCUUUGGUCAGCAGCGGCCAAUCACAGCCUCAGAGCCCCACCCAUCAGCCCCAGAGCUCCACCCAUCAGCCCCAGAGCCCCACCCAUCAGCCUCAGAGCUCCACCCAUCAGCCCCAGAGCCCCGCCCACCAGCCCCAGAAUGUCCCGCCCCUGCAGCCGGGCGAAUCGGACGGGGAAGGGCCGCCCAGGCUGGAGUUCGCAGACAGAACGAUAAAGACUCUGGAUGAGAAACUGAGAAACCUUUUGUACCAAGAGUACCACCCCUCGCAAACCACGUGCUCCGCCUCCGAACCGCCCGGAUCACCACCGUUGUCCGACAGCCAGGGCAGUGACGCUGCUGUGAGGAAAGCAGAAAAACUGCCGCAGAUUCCAGAGAGGACCGACAGUCUCGGGACCUUGAGUGAUUCUGCUGUCGCCCCCUUCAAAAGACUUCUGACCAGAAAAGACUCCGGGGCCACUUCUGCUACACACACAUCCAAGAGCCACUUCCAGAUUGUGCCAACAGAUUCAGAUGUGUCUUCUCACGAUGGUGGAGAUCAUGUGAUUGAUCUUGAAUCUGCAGCUGUUCCUGUAACUGAGAACGGACACAGAUCCACAUCAAAGUCACAAAGAAACCGUUACUCAGCACCUCCUGACUUAUAUCAGGACACAACUACUUCCUUUCCAGAUGCCAGACCCACAAUGCCUUGCGCUCAGAGCUCGCUGUCAGUGGACGGGACGGCGCAGUGCUUGUCCUCGGACACCGGAGAGGAGGAUCAGAGCGAGACUCUGUCUGCUAAGCCCUUGUCUCUGGCUCCUGCCCCGUCAGAGUCAGGCGGCGGGGACUUCAUGAAGCGGGCGGUGGCUUUCCUCCGGCGCUCGGGUCACAGCAGCAGUGUCCAAAGCUCCGAUUCGCCCCCUUGUCCUCUGGUGAACGGACACGCCCCCUCGGUUAGCGGCCCCGCCCACUCCGCUUACGUCAGCAGUGAUAACGACUCUGAGUUUGAGGAUGCUGAUAUGAAACGAGAAAUGCAGAAGCUGAGAGAGAAGCACAUGAAGGAGAUCUCCGAGCUUCAGGCUCAUCAGAGAGGAGAGAUCGAACAGUUGUAUUCUCGGUUAGGUCGACCGGUUCCUCCCAGCAUGGGCUUCUUGCAUGCAGUGCCGCCUACAGGCCGCCGCCGCAGAGCCUCCAAACACAAGCUGAAGGGAAGCCGACUGCUCAAUCCCAUGGUGCAACAGCUUAGGAACAACCGAAGCAACAGCUCUACAGAGACGUGCUCCAGUGUGUCGGGGUCUCCGGUCAAGAGCUCGGUUCUGGGUAACAGCUCAGUGGGAUCCAGCACAGCCACGCUGAGCACCGUGUCAGAACCACUGGAGCCGGUCCAGACUCAGCAGCCCUGCUCGCUCAAGGGUUCUCUGUCCUCUGACAACAUCUAUGGCCCCACCACACACACACCACCCCGACAAGGCUGGACCGUUUACCACCAAACAUCUGAGCGAAUCACCUAUAAAUCUAGUAGCAAACCACGCACUAGAUUCCUCAGUGGACCCGUGUCUAUGUCCAUCUGGUCCACUCUGAAACGGCUAUGUCUAGGGAAAGAGCGCAGCAGUAGGUCUCAUAGUACUGGUGCUGCCCAUGUGACUUCAGCAUCCAAUCAGAACCUGCCUCCCGCAGCCAUGCCUGCUUCAUCCUCUCGGCCGAUCACGGUGCUUGUUCAGGCUCAAGCAAACAACAGCAACAACAAAAGCGGUACAUUCACCGAUGACCUACACAAGCUGGUUGAUGAUUGGGCAAAAGAAACUCUUGCCUCUGCCCCUCAGCUCCGCCCCUCUGUGUGUCAGAGUAGACCGCAGAGAUCUCAUCAGUCCUUCCAGACCAACCCCACUCCAAUGGCCAGAAUCCCCAAUCAGAUAAGGGGCUCAAUCCCUCAGGCAGCUGUAAAGUUCCAUCUACCACUGUCCUGUCCGCUGUCAGCUGCUCUGGGUCCCAUCAUGCCUCAUGGCAUCACCAGCACCCCAUCACCCAUCCUCCAGCAGGGUGGAUACUUGAUGCCCACCGCCCCCUUUGCUGGGAUGAUGCCAGCCCCUGUGUAUCCAAACCAUUGGUCCGGUUUGCCCAGUCCAGUGGGCAUGUUUGCUACGGCCGGUGUGGUCCCGUACCCAGCCAUGGGCAGCCCAGCACUGCAGACUUUUCCUCUGGUGGUCAAAAGCCCAGACGCCCCGAUGUGCCCCAGCAAAGCCAGGACUGCAUAAGAGUGCCGCCCUGCGCUCCAAACACCACAACAGACGCUGUUUUUUGCGUAAGGCUAAUCAAUGCACACUUGCAGAAGGAUAAUCAUGCAAGCUCAACACAGCUGAUUACAGACAUGGAGGCAGCAUUUUCUCCUGGAUGAAUGAAUUGCCCACUAGUUUGCAGAGCAGUGGGAGUUUCUGCAACACUCUAGAAUACGUUUUUAACUCUGCUUCAGGAUCAAACCACAAUCUCUGAAAUGUCUGUGUGCUUUGGAUCGCUGUUGGAUUAUGGACACAUCUGUGCAAAGCCUUUGAGCCUGUAAAUAUGAGGUGUGUGUAUGUGAAAUUGGGCAUGAGGGGUGUGUUUGUGUCAAAACAGUCCUGUGGGCACUGCUUUCGCUUUUUUCCCUUUUUUUGAAGACCUUUUAGUUCUUAUGUUUGAAUCUGUAUUGAGGUGUGUUAGUAAAGGGUUUGGCUGAGAGUACCGCAGGACCAUGGCCUUCAAUUCUACUGCCAUAGAGUAUCAUUUUAUAAAAAUUUUCCCCAUAAUUCAACAUACUGUGAGUGACUAACCUACGGUAGCAUGAGCAGGCGGCUCUUGGAGCUAUAGACAUAUUUCACAAAACACGAGCAGAAUAAAUUUAGUCAUUCUUACAAUGAUGUAAGAAUUGAAAUUCAUGCUGCUUGUGUUUUAUAAGAGGCCAAAUGCUCAAAGUUGUCAUGAUUGAUUAUAGAAAUAUCAGUCCUACUUUUCAGUAAUACUGUUUAGAAUAUUUUUCAUAAAUUUACAGCACUUUUGAGUGGCUUUCAUUGGCUGUUUACAGAAAUAUCCAGCAUUUUUAAACUAUUUCAGACCACAGGACAAAAUCCCUACAUGAAAAUGAAUAAUUCAGGACGAUGUGGUGCCUUGAUCAGUUUUCCCUCUAAAGGUAUGACUCACUUCUGAGGAAAAGCCAUUCCUCUGUGGUUUAGCAUGAUUUUCCUUCUGCUCCUAAUGCAAUAGUUUUUUUCAUAAGCCUUUUUUUCAGUCAUGUGGUGGUUUACAUAUUUACUGUCCCCUUUGUUGAAGCGAGUUUGCAAUCAAUACAUUUAACAUAAUUUUAAGUUUAAAUAGGAGCUAGUCUGUGCAGAUUGAUAAAUGAGUGCAGUUCCAGCUGUUGAUGCUUGGGUUUCUGAUCGUUGUACUGCAUUCAUAAGCAAUACUGCACUACCAUACUGUACUACAGCUGUACUAAGCACAGAGGAAGUGAACAAAUGGUUUACAUUGCGAUGAUGUAAUGUAUUAAUGCAUGCCAUCAAAGCGUCGCAGAUACCAAAAUACAAAAUUAAGAAUUGCUAUCUAAAUAUAUCAAGGAGCAUUGUAUGUGCUUGUGGUCUUGCAGAAACCCAAAGUGCGCCACAUUCCCUCUUUAGAGUGUAACACAAGGACUGAAUGCAGGUUUGACUUUGGAAUCAGUGUUGUGUGAACCCCGAAUGUAGCAUGUCAAAUGCUGGAGCAGCACAUUGACAUUACAUGCAUGUGAAUCAAUCCCCCUGUUAUGUGCACCAUAAACCCCACCUAUAAUGUAAAAGCUAGCCGGACUUGGCACAGAGCAGAUCUACUUUGCAUUCAUACACACAAGUUAAGUUACUAUUUUAUCAACUCUAUGAUUUUUAUUUGCUUUGAAUAACGGCUGAAGAUUUUUUUUGUUUGUUUGUUUUCUCCAUUUGCUCUGUUAUGAGCUCUUUCACAGUGUCGGUGAUGUUGAGAUAAUAUUUUAAUUUCUUUUAGUAGGGCAGUUCAAUUGUUGUUUCAUAAAAGUGAUCCAAUAUGGGAGAACAUGCAAGCAAUUGAAUAUUAGCUCACACAGAUACACAUGUACAAAAUGUAUCUGUUUCCAAAACCCACAUCCCAGUUUAUACAGUUUUAUUUGUUAUGUUUCUAAGAUGUCAUCUUAUUUUGUUGUGUAAUUUAGUCACAUUUCUGUCAUUUCUUUCUGAAUUCUUCCAUAUUCUUCAUCAGACUUUGAGUUUUUUUAAACCUCAUUUUCAACAGUAUCUCUGUAAAAGGCUGCGACCCACACAACUGCCAAACUGUGAAUUGUACAGUCCUCUUGUAUUUAUUUUAUCAGUGCUUUUGAUGCAUCCUUCUGUCCUUUAAUGUGUCAUUCCAUCCAUUCAUUUGUACAGGAUGUUCAAUCAGUCAGAAUGAUCUGCUUCAUGAGAAAUGCUUCCAGUAGGAAGAGGUUUCUGAUAUUCUGUUCUUGCUGUGUAAUGCUAAAAUCUCUGUCAAUAAUUACUUUACUUUGCCAUGUUAGUGACUUACUGAUCAAUCUGAUGUGGCGUUUAAUAGGUUGUGGACUUUUUCUUUUUUUUUUUCCUGCAUUGGCGCUCUGUGAAUGGUUGCUUAUGAUGCACACCCUUCAAUUAAUUACUUUACUCCGCUCAGAUACAAAAUGCACUCACAACACA
This is a messenger RNA of Sinocyclocheilus rhinocerous, 5357 nucleotides long. Its product is annotated as serine/threonine-protein kinase WNK2-like. The record is from RefSeq and is a predicted model, not a curated record. NCBI's taxonomy places the organism in Eukaryota, Metazoa, Chordata, Actinopteri, Cypriniformes, Cyprinidae. The coding region runs from base 57 to 2927 and encodes 956 amino acids. The transcript is spliced from 15 exons.